CUUAAAUUGGUGAUGAGGUUCAACUAUUCAAGCUGUUGCCGAUUUCAAAGGAAGUGGUGGUGAAGGGGAAAAGAGCUUGUGAAGAAGUUGAAAGCAUCCUCCGCAGACAUGCCUAAAAUUCUUGCAGAUGAUAACAGGCCAAAGUGGGAUAAUAAAAUACAAUACAUUUUGAGCUGCAUUGGAUUUGCUGUAGGCUUGGGAAAUGUGUGGCGUUUUCCGUACUUGUGCCAAGCCUAUGGAGGAGGGGCAUUCUUAAUCCCAUACUUCAUUGCACUUGUGCUUGUGGGUAUCCCAUUAUUUCAUCUUGAACUGGCCAUAGGGCAGCGCUUGAGAAAAGGCAGCAUUGGAGUAUGGACUGCAAUGUCACCUUACCUGGGAGGAAUUGGUUACAGCUCACUGAUGGUAUCACUAUUAGUGAGUAUGUAUUAUAAUAUGAUUUUGACUUGGGUGCUGUGGUAUUUCAUGAACUCUGUCCAAGUGCCCUUACCAUGGAGUUCUUGCCCACUCAAUGACAACAGAACAGGACCUGUUGAAGAAUGUCAUGAAAGUACUGCUGCCAAUUAUUUUUGGUACAGGAAAACUUUAAAUAUAACUACAGAUAUCACUGAGAGUGGCUCAUUACAAUGGUGGCUUAUUUUGUGCUUGGCUACUUGCUGGACAGUUGUGUACAUCUGUACGAUCCGAGGAAUUGAAUCAACUGGUAAGGCAAUAUAUGUUACUGCCACAUUUCCUUAUGUGGUUCUUACUAUAUUCCUUAUUUAUGGAUUCACUCUCCCAGGAGCCAUUGAAGGGCUAUUCUACCUCAUCACUCCUGAUCUGAACAUACUCAAAAAUCCACGGGUGUGGCUUGAUGCAGCCACCCAGAUUUUCUUCUCUCUUUCUUUAGGAUUUGGGGGACACAUAGCAUACUCUAGCUACAACUCACCAAAAAAUGACUGUGAAGUGGAUGCUAUAAUUAUUGCAGUUGUGAACAGUGCAACAUCUCUGUAUGCUGCGAUCCCUGUAUUUUCAGUUCUGGGAUUUAAGGCAACAAUGGGUUACUGGAAUUGCUUAGAUAGGAAUAUUAAGGACAUCAUCAAUGCAUUUGAUCUGGAAGAGCAAAGUGUCACAAGGGGCAAUUAUACUAUUUGGGUUGAGGCCUUAAUCAGAGCAUCGCCAGAGAAAAUGGCUGACCUCGCACUGAAAAAUUGUGACUUGCACGAAUUCUUUGACCAGAGUGCUUCUGGAGCUGGCUUGGCCUUUAUGGUGUUCACGGAAGCUGUUGUGCAGAUGCCUGGAUCACAGGCUUGGGCACUCUUGUUUUUUAUCAUGCUGUUCACACUGGGUCUGUCCUCCAUGUUUGGAAACAUUCAGAGUAUCUUGACUCCUCUCUUAGAGUUUCCCAUUGUGGCUAAAUCCAUGCCCAAGGAGGCUGUGUCUGGUAUCAUAUGCCUGUUCUGCUUUUUGAUGGGUCUGUGUUUUACCCUGAGAUCAGGGAGCUACUGGCUCGAGGUAUUCGACAGCUAUGCGGGGUCCUUGCCUUUGUUAAUCAUUGCAUUCUUUGAAGUGGUUGGUGUUGCAUAUGUUUACGGAAUUAAAAGGUUCAAUGAUGAUGUGAAAUGGAUGAUAGGGCGGCGACCAAAUUUCUACUGGCAGGUGACAUGGCGAUUUAUCAGCCCUCUGUUAAUGCUCACAGUCUUUGUGGCCUACAUAGUUUUUCAGACACAGAAGCAACCAGGCUAUGGUGCAUGGAACCCAAACUAUGUAGGAAGAUUUUCCAGCAAAAGAGCAGAAAGUGUAUCCAAACUGGGUCUUGGACAUCUGUGUCUUAUUGUCAACCCUACCAUGGAUAUUCAUCCCUAUAGUAGCUAUUUACCAUCUUGUAAGAAACAGCUUGAGGAGGAAGGAGAAGCAAAUGCUACACCCUUGUGACAGCACUGUAGGCAACUGAUCUUGCUUUGUCUGAAGAAUCAAGUCAUGGCAUUCUUUUUAUUUUCAUCACCAUUCCCUCACCCCUUUCAAACACAGUGGGUUAUACACAAAGAUUGCGCUCCAUCCACAGAAGGAUCCCUUCUGUAAAUGGAACCUUUCCUUCCAAUCAAGGAGCAAAAUCUUCAUUUGCAACCCAGUAUUUCCAGUUUUAAGGUAACUGAUUACAACUAAGAUACAACAAGGAAGGCAUUUAUAUGGCACUUUGCAUGUUCUCAUAAUCCUUACCUAGCCUUGUAAAGUCGGUCGAUAUUAUUCUCCAUAUAUUGCAGAUGGGCAGCUGAGAUUGAUGGGAAGUGACUUGUCUAAGAUCACCUAGCUCAUGAUAGAAGUGAGAUUUGGACAAGGGACUUCCCAAUAUCAAGCUCAGUUUCAGUCAAGCUCUUAUAGAUAAGUAGAACUGUGAUUGGUCUGAAGUAACACUGAGGUAGCAAAGUAUGGAUUAUCUACUUGCAAGAACUUUUGCUGAGAUUUUGCCAAUAAUUAUGAUUCCCUUUAUGUCAACUAAUACAUGAUAGUUAUUCCUAGAAAUCAACACAGAACACCACAGAGCAGAAAGGCACUUUUAUUAUUGAUGGAUAAACAUCUAAUCUUAAGUCACCUUUUCUAUUAUUCAGACCACCAAAACAGCAUAGACAAAUUAUCACUGAGAAUAAUACAAUAACCUGAAUUGUUAAUCUUCUUUCCCAAGAAGGACUCAGCCAGGUUUAAUAGAAACUACAUGGGUCCAACACUGAUUAUUAUAAAAGUAAAUACAGCACUGAAUACUCAAAUACAGGCAGGGCCACAGUGACAUUUUAAAGACAACUUAUAGCAGGUUUGAAGGACAGAACACAGAAACCUGCAACCAUAAAUAAUGUUUUAGAUAUAUUUCUAGGACAGAGAGCACAGCAUUGCUGGAUUGUAGAAAAAUAGGCUUUUUUUUUUUUAACUGUUUAGAAUACACACACUCCACAUCUGUUAAACCAAAAAUUUUUAAGGCCCUUUGCGUGUUAAUAAAAUAGUGUCAAAUAAACAUGACUUUGGACUCAA
Molecule: messenger RNA, 3000 nt
Organism: Hemicordylus capensis (graceful crag lizard)
Lineage: Eukaryota; Metazoa; Chordata; Lepidosauria; Squamata; Cordylidae
Gene: SLC6A18
Product: solute carrier family 6 member 18
Exons: 12
Coding region: 109-1911 (600 amino acids)
Biological process (GO): sodium ion transmembrane transport
Cellular component (GO): plasma membrane
Source: RefSeq, a predicted model, not a curated record